CUCAGCACCAACACACGAGCGACCGACUCCCCAGCCUGCCUGCCGCGCCACCCCGAAGCCCCUCCAGCUAAAGCCUGUAGACCUUCCCACUCCAAAAACCGGACUCCAUACUUUUGUCCCAACGCGAACCCACUAAUCUCACGCCAAAUUUUUCGGCCCCGCGGUGGGGCAGGACAACAAGGGCAGGCCGGGGGGAAACGGAGACCGUAUGAUGUGGAUCUGGUACCUUCUGCUGGGGUCGGGGUCAGGCUCAAGAACUGUUGAGAGCCAGUCGCUGCCAGGGAACAACUUCACCACCGAGUGCAACAUCCCUGGAAUCUUCAUGUGCAGGGAUGGGAAGUGUGUCCCAGGCGGGUGGCAGUGCGACGGAUUACCUGACUGCUUUGACAAGAGUGAUGAGAAAGGCUGUCCUAAGGUCAAGUCAAAGUGCGCCCCUACAUUCUUCGCCUGCGCUAACGGUGUCCACUGUAUCAUCGGGCGCUUCCGCUGUAACGGCUUCAGUGACUGUCCUGACGGGAGUGACGAGGAGAACUGCACGGGCUCUGAGUGCUCGGGGACUCGCUUCAAGUGUCGGAAUGGCCACUGUGUGGACCGCAGCUUCUUGUGCAAUGGCCAGGACAACUGUCAGGACAACAGCGAUGAGGAGCUCUGCCUAACUACAGCGGGUGUGUCACGAUCUGCCUGUGUUGUGUUUUGUCUUGUCUUUUUCUGUCUUUGGUUUCAUGUUUUAUUUUGAAAAGUCUUCACCACCUGUCUUGCAUGUCGCUUUCUGUCUGUUUUCCCUCCUACCUGAUUGCCCGAUUGUGUUCACCUGGUGCCCCUGUGUUUUCU
Molecule: messenger RNA, 831 nt
Organism: Notothenia coriiceps (black rockcod)
Lineage: Eukaryota; Metazoa; Chordata; Actinopteri; Perciformes; Nototheniidae
Gene: ldlrad3
Product: low density lipoprotein receptor class A domain containing 3
Exons: 5
Coding region: 209-736 (175 amino acids)
Biological process (GO): receptor-mediated endocytosis
Cellular component (GO): plasma membrane
Molecular function (GO): protein binding
Source: RefSeq, a predicted model, not a curated record